Poeciliopsis prolifica (blackstripe livebearer) is the source of this 866-nucleotide messenger RNA. RefSeq names its product glial cell line-derived neurotrophic factor-like. The coding region runs from base 1 to 750 and encodes 249 amino acids. NCBI's taxonomy places the organism in Eukaryota, Metazoa, Chordata, Actinopteri, Cyprinodontiformes, Poeciliidae. The record is from RefSeq and is a predicted model, not a curated record. Gene Ontology annotation, biological process: positive regulation of branching involved in ureteric bud morphogenesis; negative regulation of neuron apoptotic process; peripheral nervous system development. Gene Ontology annotation, molecular function: receptor tyrosine kinase binding; glial cell-derived neurotrophic factor receptor binding; growth factor activity. The transcript is spliced from 2 exons.
AUGAAGUUAUGGGAUAGCCUGACCACUUGUUUGAUUCUGCUCGGUGCAGUGAGGCCCAGCUCGCUGCUCCGAACCGGACAGCAGCCGGAAGGUCCCCUGGAGGCUCCGCCGGUUCAGAUCCGUCUGUCCCUUCCCUCCCCGGACAUGCGCCCUGCAGAGACAGCAGGCGACCUGGACACAGGAGACAGAUACAACAUGGAGGAGCUUAUCCAGAGUAAUAAAAAUGUUAUGGACUUUAUCAAAAUAGUGGUCAGCAGAGUCCGUCGCUCCUCUGCAAAGCCUUCAUACACCUCCACCUCCUUUUCUUCUCACCUCAGCGAAAACUGGAUCAGGACUCGACACAGAAGGGAGAGAAAUAAGGGAGCAAGGUUGACAAAGGACAAAGAGAGGAGAAGAGGAACUAAAGGAGAAGAAAUGAGCAGGAAGAGUGGAAGACGAGGAGGCGGUGGACGAGCUCAGGGCUGCGUGCUCAGACAGAUUCACCUGAACGUGACAGACCUGGGCCUGGGCUACAGCUCCAGUGAGGAGAUGAUAUUCAGGUACUGCUCUGGACCCUGCAGAAAGUCAGAAACCAACUAUGACAAAAUCCUCUUCAACCUGGUCAACAAGAGGAAGCUCCCCGUCAAAGACACGCCCCUGCAGGCCUGCUGUCGGCCAAUCGCGUUUGACGAUGACCUGUCAUUUCUGGAUGACAACCUUAUUUACCACACUGUGAGGAAACACUCGGCCAGGAAAUGUGGCUGUGUGUAGAAGAAUCAAGGUGACUGAAUUUGUUUCAUUCAAAACAAGGUGUUUAGUGGUGUUUUUCUUUACUCUUUAAUGUGAAAACUGUUCUGCAGUGUGGUUAUGAAGGAAUUCCUGCAAAC